This is a messenger RNA of Pecten maximus, 684 nucleotides long. Its product is annotated as RE1-silencing transcription factor A-like. Bases 1 to 684 code for a protein of 227 amino acids. The transcript has a single exon. Lineage: Eukaryota; Metazoa; Mollusca; Bivalvia; Pectinida; Pectinidae. The record is from RefSeq and is a predicted model, not a curated record.
AUGUUUAUAUACACUCCGAACCUCGGGGAUUACCCUAAAAUAGCAGAUGUACUGAACCUCGGGGAUUACCCUAAAACAGUAGAUAUACUGAACCUCGGGGAUUACCCUAAAACAGUAGAUAUACCCAACCUCGGGGAUUACCCUAAAACAGCAGGUAUACUGAACCUUGGGGAUUACCCUAAAACAGUAGAUAUACCCAACCUCGGGGAUUACCCUAAAACAGCAGGUAUACUGAUCCUGGGGGAUUACCCUAAAACAGCAGAUAUACUGAACCUCGGGGAUUACCCUAAAACAGCAGAUAUACUAAACCUUGGGGAUUACCCUAAAACAGCAGGUAUACUGAACCUCGGGGAUUACCCUAAAACAGUAGAUAUACUGAACCUCGGGGAUUACCCUAAAACAGCAGGUAUACUGAACCUCGGGGAUUACCCUAAAACAGUAGAUAUACUGAACCUUGGGGAUUACCCUAAAACAGCAGAUAUACUGAACCUCGGGGAUUACCCUAAAACAGUAGAUAUACUGAACCUCGGGGAUUACCCUAAAACAGUAGAUAUACUGAACCUCGGGGAUUACCCUAAAACAGCAGAUAUACUGAACCUUGGGGAUUACCCUAAAACAGUAGAUAUAUUGAACCUCGGGGAUUACCCUAAAACAGUAGAUAUACUGAACCUCGGGAUUCCCUAA